This is a messenger RNA of Cryptococcus amylolentus CBS 6039, 411 nucleotides long. RefSeq lists its product as hypothetical. Bases 58 to 339 code for a protein of 93 amino acids. Gene Ontology annotation, cellular component: cytoplasm. The transcript has 3 exons. The record is from RefSeq and is a predicted model, not a curated record. NCBI's taxonomy places the organism in Eukaryota, Fungi, Basidiomycota, Tremellomycetes, Tremellales, Cryptococcaceae.
CCAACAUCGCUCUUCUUUCACAAACUUCAUAAACACUUCUCAUCACUUCAUAACACUAUGUCUGACUCUGCUCACCAGAACCACGUUAUUGGCGGCUACAAGGCCACCCUCAACAACCCCAACGUCUCCGACGAGGCCAAAUCUCGCGCCAACGAGGUCAUCGAGAACUUCCAAGAGAAUGGUUCUUCCGCCAUCGAGCAGUCCGACCAGGACAAUGGCAAUGUCUCUAGUGCAGACCACCAUGAGAAUCAGGUCCUUGGCGGGUACAAAGCGACUUUGAACAACCCCAACGUAUCCGAAGAUGCCAAGCAGCACGCCCGAGAUGUUCUCGACCAGUGAUUUAUGACAUCAAGUCGUAUAGCAAAGAAGUAUAUAUUCAGAAGUUAAACAUGUAUGAAAAUGAGUACUGCA